AUGAAGAAGCCAGCUGCAGCAGAAGAAGCAAGUGAAAAGGCUGCAGCUGCACCAGUAGCAGCUGAAGCAGAGGAGUGGCUUGGAAGAAAGCCAGGCAUUGCCAGGAAGCGACGGGAUGGCAACCCUUUCAGAGGCCAAUGCUUUGCAGAAGCUGCUGGGGAGGAAGUUCAGACCACAGAUGAGAUGGUGGAUGCAGAAGCUUCACAAGCCUUCCAACCAAAGGGGAGCCAGGAUGGGGUGGAAGGAAAGGAAGAACAUGUGAAGCUUGAGCCAAGGGCAGAAAGGGAGGAGCUUGAAACAAGGCCAGCAGGCAAGAAUGAGAGGCUUGAGGCACAGCCAGAAGAGCAGCAGGAGGGGCUUAAAACUAGGCCAGCAGGCAAAGAUGAAUGA
Cladocopium goreaui is the source of this 390-nucleotide messenger RNA. NCBI's taxonomy places the organism in Eukaryota, Dinophyceae, Suessiales, Symbiodiniaceae. The record is from the annotation of a GenBank genome assembly.